Molecule: messenger RNA, 2733 nt
Organism: Penicillium malachiteum
Lineage: Eukaryota; Fungi; Ascomycota; Eurotiomycetes; Eurotiales; Aspergillaceae
Product: Zn(II)2Cys6 transcription factor
Exons: 3
Coding region: 1-2733 (910 amino acids)
Biological process (GO): DNA-templated transcription; regulation of DNA-templated transcription
Molecular function (GO): DNA binding; DNA-binding transcription factor activity, RNA polymerase II-specific; zinc ion binding
Source: RefSeq, a predicted model, not a curated record
AUGAAUGGCUUCAUGGUGGGGCUCAAUAAGUGGAUGCAGAGUUCAAGGAGUUCAUUGGAGGAGGUCAUGUUUACAAGUCUAUACAAUGAGGCAUCUUCCCCGGAUUAUCUUAACCCCGGGGUAUACCUGCUUAACUCCGGGAUCGGCUUAUCGGCUUAUCGGUUCCGAGACCCCGAGCUAGGCCCCAUUUCUAGCUCCCCGCAUAAGCUUAUCCGGCCCCCACCACUGAACCCGUUCCUUGCGCCACCAUCUCCCAGGAAUAAUCGCUAUCAAUAUUCACCGUUCAAAUUCGCCAUGAUGAAUUCCACAUCGCCCAAGUUGCCAGAUGCAUCAGUUUGUGAGCCUACUCCUAACACUGCUACAAUAGGCCAGGCAUCUUCUGAGUCGCCUGCGACCGGGACAUCACAUACGCGUCUCCGCAGCUGUACCUUCUGUAGGUCUCGCAAGAUCAAAUGUGAUCGCCAGCAACCAUGCGCGAACUGUGUGCGCACAACCAAUCAAUGCAUCUACCCAUCGGGAUCAGGCAGAGCUCCUAAGCGACCGCGACCCAGCGAGCAAGAGAUGUUGCGUGGCAUACUGAAACACAUGAUGGAGCAGGAUGCACUACGAAGAGGAAACCUGGAAGGUUCCACGGUGGCUGGGACGAAAGAAAGGUCAUUUCAUGAUACGCCAUCUGGGACUAAAUUUGGAUAUGUGCCUCCAACAAUCCCAAACCCGGCUGAUGAAUUAAGGGAAAUCGACGCGACACGAAAGAUAAUGAUCCAGCAAAUUAAAGGAGUGCGGGAUAUGUGUCUAUCCGAGGGACAUCAGUCUAGAGCACUUAAACUGAAGGAGACAUUGCAGAAAUUCUCAGACCUGGAGGAGACAAUUCAGACAUUAUCUGGGGAUACAUCGGGAAAUUUACCUUCGAAAAUCCCUAGCUUGGAUGGAUCAAACGAUUCAAGCCAAAUGGAACAACAAUUCGGCCGCUUAGCGAUUGACGACACCCGGAGCUGCUACGUUAGCAACGUUCUAUGGGCCACCCUUUCGGAUGAUAUUGAAGAGCUGCGCGAAUUGCUAGAUGAUCCAUGGUCGGAACCAGACGACCCAGAUGACAAAUUUGAUAAAUCAACAGAAGCUUCGUUCGGAGAUACGGCUUCAGAUCAGGGUUCAAACGCAGCGAUAAUGGGAUUCCACACCUUAGCGCAGUCAUUGUGCACUUACCAUCCUUCUGUCUCCAUGUCGGUAGCAUUACUCGAGAUUUUCCAAAGCAACGUGGCACCGACGGUCCAUAUUUUCCAUAUGCCAACAAUGAUUUGCUCCUACUGGGAUGCCGUAGGCUCAUAUGGAGAAAUGAGCCGUCCGACCGAGGCCCUACUCUUUGCGAUUUAUUAUUCCGCCGUGAUCAGUAUGGAAUCUCACCAAUGUGAACAAAUUUUACAUAUGCCGCGAGCGACAGCCCUGAAGCAUCUUCAGUUUGCGACACAGCAAGCUAUGGCACGUGCAAACCUCCUGAACACGCAGAGUAUGGUGCUGGUUCAAGCGGCAGUCCUUUUCUUAUCUGCUCUACGUAACGAAGAUGCCUCGCGCACUGUUUGGUCUCUCACUGCACUUGUCGUCCAUAUCGCCCGGUCUAUGGGUUUACAUCGUGAUGGUGCAGCUUUUGGCCUGCGACCCUUGGAGACGGAGCUUCGGCGACGUCUUUGGUGGCACAUAUGUCUCUUGGAUAUUCGAUCAUCCGAAUAUCAUGGCUGCGAGCCUAUUGUGCACGAGUCCAUGUUCGACACACGAACUCCCCUUAAUAUCAAUGACAGUGACUUGACAGCUGAGAUGAUAGAGCCACCUGCUGAGCGUGAGGGGGCGACAGAGAUGACAUUCUGCUUGAUUCGCUGCGAGUCCAUGCGCGUUGUGUGGAAGACCGGGUACACCCAACCGAAUAUGCCGCCCUUGGGUCAACCUACAGAAGGGCUUUCUUUUCAUGAUCGCACGGCUCUAGCCAAGGGUCUGGAAGUUUGCUUACAAGAGCGCUAUCUGAAACACUGUGACCCAUCCAACCCAUUCUCGAUCCUUUGCGUGACUGUAGCACAGCUAAUCAUCGCUCGCACCUGGCUGGUGGUUUACUACCCGCUCAUCCACAAGGAUCGUGGAGCUGUAUUGCCUUCGAACACACGCGACCGACUAUUUUUGACAGCGAUCAAAGUUCUUGAAAUGUCAAACAUUCUCCUGACGAACCCGGAUCUCGCACAAUGGCAGUGGCACUCAAAGACACACAUUCAAUGGCAUGCUGUAGCCUUUGUCUUGUCAGAGAUUUGCGCGCGCCCACCCUCUGCAGACUGCGACCGUGCUUGGGAAUAUGUUCAGACAGUCUACAAUCGGUGGAAGAUGAAGGAAUACAAAGGCAAUCGGUGGCGGCCGAUCAAGCGUCUUAAGGUAAAAGCACGGUAUACUCGUGAGAUCCAGAGGACCAGCACCAUUGGCACCAGAUCAAAUAGCGUUGGUCCCGCUCCGCCUUUCACAGUACCAGGAUUUAUUCCUCGCGAGGGUGUAACUCCAGAGUCGGCGGUUCAAACUUCAAGCUUCGAUGAAGAAGGUAGGCCUCUGCCUCCAAGGCCAUUGGAUCCAUUGUUCUUCGAAAUGUUUUCGGGAGAAAAUAUGUUCAAUCCACCUCCAAUCCUUGCGAAUCCAGGUGAACUUGAUGAUAUCAGCAUGGCAGACUGGAUUAUGUAUCCAUAUGAUUCAAACAUGGAAUACUGA